Molecule: messenger RNA, 1629 nt
Organism: Oreochromis aureus
Lineage: Eukaryota; Metazoa; Chordata; Actinopteri; Cichliformes; Cichlidae
Product: GTPase IMAP family member 8-like
Exons: 5
Coding region: 1-1629 (542 amino acids)
Molecular function (GO): GTP binding
Source: RefSeq, a predicted model, not a curated record
AUGGCAACUAGCAACCUGUCAACAUUGGAUGGUUGGUGUACGUCACAGUUAAAGAUUGUCCUUCUUGGUGGCAGAGACUCUGGAAAGAAUGCUGUAGGAAACUUAAUCCUGGGUAAAGAAGAGUUUGGAACCAAAGAGAGGACUUUAUGCUCCAGCAGGAUUGGGGAAGUGGCCGGACUGCGGCUCACAGUUGUGAAUGCUCCUGGCUGGUGGUGUGACUCCAGUGCUCAGAGCACACCUAAGCUGGUGAAGAGGGAGAUCAUAACCAGUGUUGCUCUCUGCUCACCAGGCCCACAUGUAUUCCUUAUAAUAAUUAAGGCAACCCCUGUCUUCUCAGAGAAGCGUCGGAGGGCUUUGGAGGAGCACAUGGCCCUGCUGGGUGACACGGUGUGGAGUCACUGCAUGGUUGUUUUCACCUGUGCUGAGAAGUACAAAGACAAAAAUCCUGAAGAGUAUGUAGAAAGAUGGGGAAAGGCCCUCCGCUGGCUCAGUGAAAAGUGCAGCCAGAGGUGUCACAGUGUUGUCCCGAGUGAUAACUCUGAACGCACAGUGCUGCUGGCAAAGAUACAGAAACUUGUCACAGAAAAUGGAAACAGUGUGUUUGAAAUGCAGGAAAAUUUUUUACGAGUGAAUCAAGAGGAGAAGAGAGAGAUGGAGGAGAGAACUCGGCUGAGGUUGAUGAAAAUGAGAAAACAGAGAGAAAAUAAGUCAAAGGGAGUUACUAACAUCAGGAUUGUGCUCCUUGGAGCUAAGGGUUCUGGGAAGACUUCAGCACUCAACACAAUCCUGGCAAGAGAGAACAACCCUAAACCCAUUAGGACAGUUUGUUGCCAGGCUGGACAAGAAAUGGUGCUUGGGAGACUGGUAACUGUGGUGGACACACCAGGGUGGUGGAUGAACUACUUCUGUGAUGAGAGCUCCAACUUUGAUCGGGGGGAAUUGGCGCUGAGUUCGUAUUUUUGUCCUCCAGGACCUCACGUAUUUCUGCUGGUGAUCCGUGUGGACAGAGCAUUCACAGAGACCUACAGAAGAGCAGCGCAGGAGCAUCUAGAUAUGAUCGGUAAACACAUCUGGACUCACGUUAUCCUUCUGUUUAGUUUUGGGGACUGGCUCGGAGACACGCCUAUUGAGCAGUACAUUGAGAAGAACCUCCAACCUUUGACAGAGCUGAGAGUCGUGCUCAUUGGUGGCCCCAAAACAGGCAAAAGCUCCUGUGGAAACACCAUCCUCAGCAGAGACUGCUUUGACACGGCUGCUCAAACUACUUCCUGCACUGAAAGGCAGGGAAAUAUCUGUGGCAAGAUGGUGGUGGUAGCAGACACACCAGGCUGCCUCUCUGUGACAUCAGACUUCUUGAAGGCAUCCUGUGCUAUACUUCUGGUUGUCAAUCUUAGCUCGUCGUUCAAAGAUACCUGGAGGAAAACCUUGCAAAAAGAGCUGGAGGCAGGAGGAGAUCAGUUAUGGAACAGAUGUAUGGUCCUGUUCAGCUAUGGUGACAUGCUGGGUGACACAAGCAUCGAGCAGCACAUUGAAAGCGAAGGAGAGCCGCUGCAAUGGCUUGUUGAGAAGUGUGGGAACAGAUAUCAUGUGUUAGACAAUAAGAACUGGGGAGAUGGAGCUCAGAGGUGA